Messenger RNA from Notolabrus celidotus (New Zealand spotty), 920 nucleotides. RefSeq names its product granzyme A-like. Gene Ontology annotation, molecular function: serine-type endopeptidase activity. NCBI's taxonomy places the organism in Eukaryota, Metazoa, Chordata, Actinopteri, Labriformes, Labridae. The record is from RefSeq and is a predicted model, not a curated record. The coding region runs from base 21 to 806 and encodes 261 amino acids. Gene Ontology annotation, biological process: proteolysis. The transcript is spliced from 5 exons.
CAGACACCUCACACUUCAAAAUGUUCAAGCUUAGGGUGGUCUUUAUUUUCAUCUGUUGUAUGGUUCUCUUCACUGCCCUGCCAAGUCAUGGCUCUGAGAUCAUUAAUGGACAAGAAGUGGCGCCUCAUUCUCUGCCUUUCAUGGCUCUGCUGAGUAAGGAAGAACCAAUCUGUGGAGGGAUACUGAUCAGUCAAAAAUGGGUCCUGACUGCUGCCCACUGUGGAGAGAUCAAGAAGGUGAUACUCGGAGUGCAUUUCAUCAAUGGAACGGAAAAAGAUUCACGGCAGGUGCGAAAGGUGAAGAACUUGCCCCAUCCCUGUUACGAUCUCCAAGACAAACUCAAUGACCUCAUGCUGCUUAAGCUGAAUAAACCAGUGAAGAAAACUAAGACGGUGCAAUGGCUUGGCUUGGGUAACAUCAUCAAAUACCCAGCAGCUGGCAGCACAUGUUUGGUGGCUGGAUGGGGCAAAACAAACAAUGCUGUUCAAAAAAUGUCAAAUGUCCUGAAGGCUGUCAACGUGACCGUGAUCGAUAGAAAGAAGUGCAACUCAGAAGACUAUUACAACCUCGACCCAUAUAUCACCCGCAGCAUGGUAUGUGCUGGAUCAGACGGUAUAAACAUAGCUGAUACCUGUCAGGGGGACUCAGGAGGGCCACUGUUGUGCAAUGGAAAGCUAGUGGGAGUCACCUCUUUUGGAAAGAAUUGUGGAAGGAUCAAAAAGCCUGGAGUCUACUCGUUUCUCUCUCAGAAACAACUCGACUGGAUCCAAAAGACCAUGAAGAAGUCUGACAUAGAAGUAGUGUAACAGAUGACAGCAGCAGUAAAACCAAGCAGAAUGCAACAUGCUUCUUCUUCCUUUUCUUUUCUAAAAGUUAUAUUUUUGGAUAUUUUAGCGUUUAUUGGACAGGACAGCCAAAGA